GGGCCGACUACAAAGCCUUGGGGCGGGCGCCGGGGCGCGGAGUACCCGCAAGCGCAGGCAGGAGCGCCGCGCAGCGUCUCGUGCACGGCGGGAGCGGCCCGCGAGUGGACGGGCCCGGCUGCCGGACCGGUGCCCCUGCCGCCCCGCUCGCUCCCCGCCGCCCCCGAUGAGCGCAGCCCCACGCGGCCCGGGUCCGUAGGCGGCGGGGCGCCCCCCAUGCUGCUGCAGCCCGCGCCGUGCGCCCCGAGCGCGGGCUUCCCGCGGCCCCCGGCCGCCCCCGGCGCCAUGCACGGCUCGCAGAAGGACACCACAUUCACCAAGAUCUUCGUGGGCGGCCUGCCCUACCACACCAACGACGCGUCGCUCAGGAAGUACUUCGAGGGCUUCGGGGACAUCGAGGAGGCCGUGGUCAUCACCGACCGCCAGACGGGCAAGUCCCGCGGCUACGGCUUCGUGACCAUGGCUGACCGGGCGGCAGCUGAGCGGGCUUGCAAAGACCCUAACCCCAACAUCGACGGCCGCAAGGCCAACGUGAACCUGGCCUAUCUGGGUGCCAAACCGCGGAGCCUCCAGCCGGGCUUUGCCAUCGGCGUGCAGCAGCUGCACCCCACCUUGAUCCAGCGGACUUACGGGCUGACCCCCCACUACAUUUACCCACAAGCCAUCGUCCAGCCCAGCGUGGUGAUCCCGGCUGCCCCAGUCCCGUCACUGUCCUCGCCCUACAUCGAGUACACGCCGGCCAGCCCGGCCUACGCCCAGUACCCGCCAGCCACCUACGACCAGUACCCGUAUGCCGCCUCGCCUGCCACGGCCACCAGCUUUGUGAGCUACGGCUACCCGGCUGCCGUGCCCCAGGCCCUCUCGGCCGCGGCCCCUGCAGGCACCACCUUCGUGCAGUACCAGCCUCCGCAGCUGCAGCCCGACAGGAUGCAGUGAGGACCACUCCCGCCCCGUGACUGCGGCGGCCCCAUCACCGCGUGCUGGACGGGUGCCGGCUGCGCCUAGGGGUGCACAGCGCGCCUGUGCCCCAGGAGACCCUGUGGGACCCCUCCUGCACCCCGGGCAGCCCAGAGACCGCUUCUCUUUACUCCCAGGACUGUCUCGUCUUGAGGGGGGACUUUGAGAGAAAAGAAUGACCAGAAGCCAUUUGAAGAUCAGCCCGAAUGUCGCACACGCACUGUUCCUACCCUCCCGCACCCCAGGAGCCCGCAGGUGGGGCCUCUGGACCCUCCGCAGACCUGGCCGCCCCUUGGGGUGAGCAGAAACCUUGUCCCGCUCAGAGGCCUUACUCCAGGGCAGCCUGUGGUCACUCCAGCCACACGGCUGUGAACCAUCCUUGGGGGCAUCGCUGGCUCCCUGAAUUCCAUUUUGUAAAUGCUGGCCCCGGGGCGCCCCUCCCAGAUGCAGCAAGGCCCCCUGGCAACCAGCGAGGGGCAGCCGGCCACGGUCCUUUCCUGUCGAAGCACUGCGACUUUUUUUCUUAUCGUCAUUGUUUUGCUACUAAGAUGAUUUCAGAGUUUCCGUCUAUUUUUUCAACGGAGACUCCCACCACCAAGAAUCCAAAACCUGUUUUUGACUUUGAGAGACUUGCUUUCGUCGGUGGCUGCUCCGCCUGAGGAGACAGUGACAGUAUGUCCAGGGUAAAGCGCCUGCCGGCUGAGUGCCCGAGCCCCCGGGGGGUGGGCGUCUGCAGACAGUGAGUUGUCUUAAGCGUGUGCCCCUCCCCACAGCCGUGAAGGGGAUGCUGGCUGAGGGGCUGGACCGCAGGGUCCCGGCUGGCGGGGUGGAGGCUCAGAGCUCAGGACUGUGGGCCCCGCCCCCCCGCCCCCCCCCCACAGUGUCGCCUGCUGUAUACCCGCCCGAGCUGCUGCAUUGAGCUGAGACACGUCUGCCUGCCUUGGGGGUUCAGGGAGUGACCGUUCCCACCCCCCAGGACGGGGCUCCUGGAGGGGGAGGGGACGUGAGAUGAGAGGACAGGCAGAGGGGCUUGGGGCGGACACGCCAGAAGGUUGGGGGUGCUGGGGUGCUCCUUCAGACCUACCUCAGGGAAGCGGGAGGCCUCGGGGCUGCCGUACGCGGGCAGGCGCUUCACCGCACGUUGGUGCAGAAUCAGGGCCUAGGAAGCAAAGGUAGCUAAUAUAAUAAUAUUUUUAUUAGAAUGU
This is a messenger RNA of Hippopotamus amphibius kiboko, 2162 nucleotides long. It is a transcript of the gene RBM38, whose product is annotated as RNA binding motif protein 38. Bases 217 to 936 code for a protein of 239 amino acids. Gene Ontology annotation, cellular component: cytosol. The record is from RefSeq and is a predicted model, not a curated record. The transcript is spliced from 4 exons. NCBI's taxonomy places the organism in Eukaryota, Metazoa, Chordata, Mammalia, Artiodactyla, Hippopotamidae. Gene Ontology annotation, molecular function: RNA binding.